Molecule: messenger RNA, 810 nt
Organism: Paramuricea clavata
Lineage: Eukaryota; Metazoa; Cnidaria; Anthozoa; Malacalcyonacea; Plexauridae
Source: the annotation of a GenBank genome assembly
AUGGGAAAUCUCCAUCCGCUUAUAGAGAACUACGAGACAGCGGCGCCCUUAUUCUCCCAAGUGAGAGAGUUCUUCGGGACUAUAAGAACCAUUUCAACCGAAAGCUUCAACAAAGAGAACGUCGAAACCUUACGAGAAAAAAACUCAUCUUUCACUCCUGUACAAAGAUAUGUAGUGGAUGAGAUGAAGAUACAAUCAAAUCUUGUUUUUGAUAAAGUGUCUGGGGAACUUAUUGGCUUCAUCGAUUUGGGUGACCCCAUGACUAACUUUGCCAAUCUCACUGAUGAAGAUCCAAUUGGGACACAUGCCUUGGCAUUUCUUGUGAGGGGAUUACGCACUGAUUUGAAGCCUAUUAUUGCAUAUUUCUUCACAGGAAAUGUCAUGUCAUUCCAUAUAAUGCCUCUCUUCUGGAGAACUGUAGCUGUGCUGGAGGUGUCCCUCAAUCUUCAUUCCAAGUUGGCCAAUGAAGUGAAUUGUGAUGUUGUGUAUAAAACACCAAACAUUUUUGUACCAUCGCGAUUCAUUUUCUUUUUUGCUGAUUCUCCACAUCUCAUAAAGACAGCCUGUAACUGCCUGUACUAUUCUGGGUAUCGAAGUCGCAGUCGUCUUAUGUGGAAUGAUGGGCAGUAUCUGAUAUUUCAACGCAUAGCAGAUCUCUUGUACAGCGACCAAGAUUUUUCUCUGCACACCCUCCUGAAGCUGACCUUAGAUCACAUUGUGUUGACCUCUUUCAGCAAAAUGAAAGUUAAAUUAGCAGUCCAGGUCCUCAGCAAGUCAGUCAGUCGCCAUUGCUCUGCGAGAGAGUGGUAA